AUGAGGAAGAACAGUAUUAGUAUUAUUUUUGUUUUAUUAAUGGUUGCUUCCAUUUUAGUAGGUGACUGCAUGGCGGGUGGUAAUAUUGGUCACAAUAAUAAUGAUCAUGGCCGUGGUCAUAAUGGUCAUGGUCGCGGAAAUGGGCAUGGACAUGGUGGUCAUAAUGUUGGGGGUUUGAUGAUGCAAUAUUAUGAAAAUAAAUGUGGGUCGGUUUCGGUUGAGAAAACAGUAAGGGAAAUCAUAUGGAGCAAAGUUGGUGCAAAUCCUGCCUUGGCUGCCAAGCUUCUAAGGCUUCAUUACCAUGAUUGUUUUGUAAGGGGAUGUGAUGCAUCAAUUCUGUUGGAUCCUGUUCAAAAUUCGACAACAGAGAAGACGGCGGGCCCAAACAGAUCUGUAUCCGGAUACGAGAUAAUUGAUGAAAUAAAGACGAAGCUAGAAGGUGCCUGUCCUGGAAUUGUAUCUUGUGCUGACAUUCUUGCCUUGGCAGCUAGAGAUGCAGUUUCCUUCCAAUUUCGAAAGGAAAUGUGGCCAGUUUAUACCGGAAGGAAAGACGGAAAGGUGUCAUUGGCGUCGGAAGUAGGUGCAAAUUUACCAUCUGCAAAUGCCAAUUUCACAACUCUUCUAACUCAAUUUGGAGUCAAAGGCCUUGACCUUAACGAUCUUGUCACUCUAUCAGGGGCACAUACGAUCGGGAACUCGCGUUGCGUCCUUGUUGCAAGAAGGCUUUACAACUUUACAGGUGUUGGAGAUGUCGAUCCUUCUCUCGACGCUGCAUACGCACAACAAUUGAGAAAAAUCUGUCCAAACCCUCAAAAUCCGGCUACUAUUCUCGAAAUGGACCCUAAGAGCUCGCUCUCCUUCGACUCCAAUUACUAUCGAAGUGUAAACCAGCAUAAAGGUUUAUUUGUAUCAGAUGCAGCAUUACUCACAAACCAACGAUCGGCUUUCCUAUCAAAGGUUAUGGAAAAGCCCGAGGUUUUCUUUGCUCAAUUUGCUACUUCUAUGGUUCGAAUGGGCGCUAUUGAACUACUUACGGGUAGUCAAGGAGAAGUUAGAAAAAACUGUCGAGUUGUUAAUAGUAAUUAA
This is a messenger RNA of Erigeron canadensis, 1086 nucleotides long. Its product is annotated as peroxidase 24-like. Gene Ontology annotation, biological process: hydrogen peroxide catabolic process; response to oxidative stress. The record is from RefSeq and is a predicted model, not a curated record. NCBI's taxonomy places the organism in Eukaryota, Viridiplantae, Streptophyta, Magnoliopsida, Asterales, Asteraceae. The transcript is spliced from 4 exons. Gene Ontology annotation, molecular function: peroxidase activity; heme binding. Gene Ontology annotation, cellular component: plant-type cell wall; plasmodesma. Bases 1 to 1086 code for a protein of 361 amino acids.